Molecule: messenger RNA, 731 nt
Organism: Rosa chinensis
Lineage: Eukaryota; Viridiplantae; Streptophyta; Magnoliopsida; Rosales; Rosaceae
Exons: 3
Coding region: 167-466 (99 amino acids)
Source: RefSeq, a predicted model, not a curated record
ACGUGCCCUUCCAACCGCUUUACCUUCUUGGUGAGGAAGGCGGUUCUACCUUGUCUUGCUGAACAAGGCGGCCUCUGAGUCAAAAUAUAAAGACCCAAAACCAAUUUCUUCACCAAGUUACCAAAUUUCACUUACCCUCCUUGUGGAUUCUCCGGUGUUGGUGAAGAUGGAAUCGCAGAAAAGAGAACUUGAAAAACAGCCUGCUGGAACAACGGCUACUCCACCUGCUGCUGCUGCAACCCCCACAUCUUGCCGAAAGAAGAAGAAUGAACAAGCCACUUUCUUGGAAGACGUGAAGGAUCAUAUUGAUGAGUUUAUCCACGCUUCUAUGGACGAACACGUGUCUUGCUUCAAGAAGACCAUUGACAAGAUGUUUAAAAUGUCAAAGGUUGUUGCUGAGAAGAAUGCUGCUGACGCCAAGGGAGUUGAGAGUUCUCUUCCCCUUCGAACAACAGUAGCAGACUAAUUUCUUCUCCUAUUUUGGAUGGUUCUGAUACCUCGAGUACUAAUAACUUUGCUCUGAAUUUGGGUGAUGUUUAUAUUUCAACUAACUUGAAAACUUAAGCUUGUGGGAUAAAUGACAACUAUUAUGGAGUCUAUUUCCUAGUUGAUUAUGGUAGGACUGCUCUGGUUAUCCAAACAACAUGUGUGCUUUCAAGGUCAUUUUAGUAUGUCUCUACUCUCUAGUCUCUGUUGGAUUUGAUCGAAAUGGUAAAUCUGUUUCCACCUAC